CGGCAAACUCGCGCAACCAAUUCCAAGGCCUUCUUUUACGACGACGACAUUGACGAGCAAUUGAACGACGAAACAGGCUUCCACCGCCCUACAAUUCAAGAUGGUCUCCUACACUCCCAUCCGCAUGUCGGAAUUCAAGAGCAACUAUGGUCCCAAGUACCAUCCUCAGCCCAACGUUGCUGGCAUCACCCCACAGGCUGCCUUCCGAAUCGGCUCCCGUCUGGCUAUGUACGGUGCCCCCGCCGCUGUUGCUGUCCUCCUCUUCGCCAACGGUAUCCCCCGUGUGCAGCGCGACGUUCUCCAGAAGAUUCCUUUCCUUGGCAACUACUUCCGAAAGGAGAUCCACCCCGCCGACAACCCUUUCUAAAUUAUCUGGUGGAUUUGGGGAAGAUAGACGUUGUUCAGUGCCCGUGCCGGCUCUCCUUGUAUAAGAUAUUCCAAUAGACAUGUUCUGAGCCUUGAAUUUUGCUGUGAAAUGUACGGCCUGUGAUUGGUUGAUGUUUAAGUGGUUAACUUGCAGGCAGAGACAUACCCACCACCUUAUGGAAGUCAUGUCAAAGAGAAUAAACCUGUAACGGCAUGAAGGGGCUGAAUAGAGUGACUCUUAUCGCUGCUGUAGUCUAUAAUAUCCUUGGGCUGUCACAUGUUGCUUUCAAUCAUUUGGGGUUGUUGUUGGAUGUUCCACUCAUUAAAGGACAGUGCAGCUAACUCACUGCGAAACAC
Messenger RNA from Fusarium redolens, 723 nucleotides. Its product is annotated as ubiquinol-cytochrome-c reductase complex subunit-domain-containing protein. The transcript has 6 exons. Bases 101 to 367 code for a protein of 88 amino acids. The record is from RefSeq and is a predicted model, not a curated record. Gene Ontology annotation, biological process: mitochondrial electron transport, ubiquinol to cytochrome c. Lineage: Eukaryota; Fungi; Ascomycota; Sordariomycetes; Hypocreales; Nectriaceae.